AUGUCCACACCUCGCUGGAGAGACUCGGAAACUCGCGCGAUCUGCAGUUCCAGUUGCCCGUUUGGCUUCCGGACCGGGGCCGGAAAUCCCCAGGCGCCGGUUCAUUUUUUUCAAAGCAAUCCGGCAAACACCCCUAAAAACCCGGCACGCGCCUGCAGCCCCAAUGGACUGUCUCAAUUUAUAACCAAGGCUCCCCACACUGCUCACUGCAGCCGCCCCGGCGACGCACAUUCGUGGAUACACAGCAUUCGGCCGCACCAGACGGGAAACCCCACUGCCUGCAAAAGCGCAUCAAAUCAGAUUACACGACAUCAGAUUAGAUUACGACGGAUCAGGUCAGGGUCAGAUCAGUCGAUACGCGAGCAGCGCCACAUCGCCACCCCCGAGGACGGCCCCAUCCCCACCCAAAGACGGGGAUGCAGUUUCCAACAGGCUGGUGACCUGGGCGGGUUGUCAAACCGAGACACGCGCCUCACACGCGCGGGUAAUACACCACCCCCGUCCGUCAACACCAAGUAA
Volvox carteri f. nagariensis is the source of this 519-nucleotide messenger RNA. RefSeq lists its product as uncharacterized. Bases 1 to 519 code for a protein of 172 amino acids. The record is from RefSeq and is a predicted model, not a curated record. The transcript is spliced from 6 exons. Lineage: Eukaryota; Viridiplantae; Chlorophyta; Chlorophyceae; Chlamydomonadales; Volvocaceae.